Molecule: messenger RNA, 1208 nt
Organism: Oncorhynchus keta (chum salmon)
Lineage: Eukaryota; Metazoa; Chordata; Actinopteri; Salmoniformes; Salmonidae
Product: olfactory receptor 2G3-like
Exons: 2
Biological process (GO): G protein-coupled receptor signaling pathway
Cellular component (GO): membrane
Molecular function (GO): G protein-coupled receptor activity; olfactory receptor activity
Source: RefSeq, a predicted model, not a curated record
ACUAGAAAGUGAGGUUGAAUGUAGGCUACACAUUUGGAGUGAUUAUAAAUGGCAUAAACAAGAUACAAUAAAUAGUGAACAGAAAUAUCACAUUCUGAAUUCCCAUUGAAUUGAUUUACUAGACGUAGAUUUUUCUCCAGCGUAUACAUAUUCUAUAUUAAUAUUCCAUUUCAAAUCAUGUAUUUUGACUGUCUUCUGGUGGUAUUAAUAUACAAGUUAUUGGAGCAGUAUCCGUGUCGAGCAAGAACACAUUUCACAGGCACACGUUUCUUUAUAUCUUUCACACCUCCGAAAUCUGAGAAUAUAUAUUAUCGGGAUCUUUGAUUUUAUUUAAAAAAAUAAGAGUUUGAUGGAGGAUAUGAAUUUGUUUUGUUAAAACUAUUGUGGACACAUAAUCAAAUAAUUCACACACAUUCAUUCACCUCCAUACACACUCAAGCCAUUUAAGGACUAAGAAUUGCUGCAUUGACCAGCGAAAGCAAAUCAACAAACGCUAUGGAGAACUCAACCCAAGUCAAGUUAAUUAAUAUAUUUGGUUUACAAGAGACAUUUAACAAUAAAUCAGUCUAUUUUACCUUGUCUCUUAUCACAUACCUUCUCAUCAUCACUGUGAAUCUGACUCUGAUCAAAGCAAUCAUUUAGGAGAAAGGUCUCCAUGAGCCCAUGUAUAUCUUUCUGUGUAGUCUGUGUGUCAAUGGAUUGUAUGGAACUGCUGGUUUCUACCCCAAGUUGUUACUGGACCUUCAGUCAGAUGUUCCGGUGAUAUCUUAUGGUGGAUGUUUGACUCAAGCCUAUGUAAUAUACACAUCUGUCAUGUGUGAAAUGUCUACUCUAACAGUGAUGUCUUACGACAGGUAUGUGGCAAUAUGCAGACCACUACUAUAUCAUACCAUUGUGACAUCUUUAACUGUUAGAAAGUUACUCUUAUUGUCUUGGUGUUAUCCUUUAUUUAUAGGACUCAUAGUAGUUAGUUUAACUGUCAGACUUCCUUUGUGUGGAUCUCGCAUUGAUAAGAUAUUCUGUGACAUUCCAUCGAUACUGAAACAUGCAUGUUUACCCAUAACCAUCAAUCAGAAUUUGAGCUUUUUAAUAAGUCAUCUCAAUAAGCGUAGUGUAAUGGCUGUACAAUUCUUUGUUAUACCACCUGUCUUUAACCCUGUCACAUACGGACUUAAUCAGAUUCGAGUGGGCAGUUUUUAGAAAGUGAA